GUACGGACAAAUUCAAAAUUCAGUCGAGAUCCUCACACUCAUCGGACUGAACAACAAAACUGGAUCACUGAACCUGGAAACUAUGUAUUCACCAAACACAAACGUGACGGAACUAGCAAAAGCGGAUGAAAAUAAGUACAGGUUGUUGGCAGUAAACAGCUCGAGCACUACCUACCACCUGCAUUACGUCUCCUAUACGACAUCAGAACCCAUAGACUACAGAGCGUGUCAGCUGUAUGGUCCUCUAAGAUGCUGGAGUGACCCGCCUCCCGCCUCUGAGAUCAUGACCCGAGAGUGGAACGGCUCCAGGGCUAUGUCAUCCGAGGCUAUCUACAGGUGUCCCCCGGGGUACUUCGUGUAUGGUUACCUGAACGUGGAGGAGUGGAAAGUCAAGUGCCGUGGUCAGCUGGGUAAUUGGAUCCCUGAUUGGUUAAGCUGCUACGCUAUCGAUGUGUGUCACAUGGUCGUCCCAGCUGCACCUUCCAACCUCACCAACAUCACCACCUGGGACGACUCUUACCAGCUGAACGGCACCCUCCUAUACACCUGCCCACCCAACAUGACCACCCAGAGCUUAGCAGUGAACCAAAGCUUCACCUGUGUCCGCGAGGCUCUUGUUGGGGGAGGAUACGACUAUCUAUAUACCCCAGCUGUUGUGGAGCCUUGUGAUGUAUGUAUGGGAGAACCGGAAGUAAUCCUCGCUACCAGAGAACAGGUGAACGGAACAUUAUACCUGAUCACCGACACAAUCACGGUCACCUGUAAUGAGAGCCACGAGGUCACCUUCGGGUUAAAUAGUCAACUAGUCACCUGUACAGAGACUGGCUGGGAGGAAGCUACACCAUGUUAUUUAGCGUGUGUGGAGGCGCCAGCAAUCGCCGGAGCCAACAGUACAAGGAGUAACCACACAAGUAACACACUAGGAACUCAGCUGCUGUACGAGUGUGAUGCUGGCUUCUACAUGCUGCCUAAUGGCACCACUGAGUUAAUCAACCAGACGACCAUCACCUGUGACGCCCAGGGCUUGUGGUCCCCAGCAGCGCCUCCUCCGUGUGUCUACUACUGUACAGAGGAGCCAACACCAGUAUCAAACGCCACUACAAAUUGGACCAACACAAUCAAAUACGUUUUCGGGGAUACAGUCACUGUCACCUGUCUGCCCAGUCACAUGACGGACCUAUGCAACGUAACGCAGACGCUCACCUGUACAGACACUGGCUGGACAGUUGGCACGCCUUGUUAUAGAGUAUGUGUAGACGACCCACCCUCACUCAGCCUCAACAUGACAGCUGGUAACCAAACAGAGAAGAGGAUAGGAACCGUCCUUCAGUACACCUGCUUCACCGAUCAACUAAUGUUAAUUAAUGAGGAGAACCAUACCGUGGCGUCCACGGUGGAGGUGACGUGUGGGGAGGAUGGUCUCUGGUCUCCUGUUGGGCCCAUCCCUGCCUGUGGUCUCAGUACGACGGAUCUUCCGGACUUGUUACUUAACGCGGAGCUGACAGGUCCUGAUGGUCCCUACACCGUGGGGUCUACCGUUUUCUACUCAUGCGCUGAGGGCUACCAGUCCUCCACCGGCGCCCUGUCCUGCCCCACCGUCUACACCGGCGUUGAGUGGGUGUUGGAGGACUCCGGCUUCACGUGUUUAUACUGUAAGUAUUUGAGGCUCUCCUCCCGUGGGUGAGUCACAGGGACAGAGGUAUAGUACACAAGUCUAGGGAUGGACCUGUGUUGAGGCCAGAGUGUUCCUCUGGUGGACGUGGAUCACUGGGUGUAGGAGACAGUGUCUGGGUGAGCCACUACAGAAAUAUACACACAUGUGUACAGGUGAAGUGGCAAGAUAAGACACUGUCAAUAUCCUGUUGAUCCACAUGCACUGGUUCACAUCCCCGCCUUGAACACGUACGGUACAUUCCUAUAUUUUUGUAACUCU
Messenger RNA from Homarus americanus (American lobster), 1933 nucleotides. RefSeq names its product complement factor H-related protein 4-like. The transcript has 12 exons. NCBI's taxonomy places the organism in Eukaryota, Metazoa, Arthropoda, Malacostraca, Decapoda, Nephropidae. Bases 83 to 1684 code for a protein of 533 amino acids. The record is from RefSeq and is a predicted model, not a curated record.